AUUUAAUAUAAUAUAGGUAUGUUUUCAUUAGUGUAUAAUCAGUGUUACCUCAUGAUGCAAGAAAAAUGCAGAUUAACUUUAUAGUGCUCAAAAGAACUCUAGUGUCAUCUCAAAGGCUCAGUGUGUAACAUUUAGCUUCACCGCUUUUCCUUCCUUGGACCACUUUUGAUAGGUACUGACCACUGCAGACCGGGAUCACCCCACAAGAGCUGCAGUUUUGGAGAUGCUCUGACCCAGCCGUCUAACCAUCACAAUCUGGCCCUGGUCAAAGUCGCUCAAAUCCUCACGCUGCCCGUUUUUCCUGCUUCUAACACAUUAACUUUGAGGACAAAAUGUUGCCAUAAUCAGUGUUAUUCACUUCACCUGCCAGUGGUCAUAAUGUUAGCCGUCGGUAAGAGAUUGAAUAAUGCAAAAACAAAUGAAAAAAAGAAGGGGAGCAUCUUAACAAGGAUAAAAACCUCACUGGCUACACAGAGCGUAGAGAUUGUGAUGUUUUUGUGACAUACAAUAUCAAAAAACUGAGCACAUCCUCUCUGCAGACACACUGAAUGUACAGUAUGUACUGUGAAAUGAAGCGACUUUCAGGUGUGUGUUACUUACUAUCUGACCGAUUACUUGGCUGGUGGAAAAGUCCCUCUAGAUCUGACCUUUGCUCAUAUAGUGGUGUAUUCAGCACUUCUGAAUACACCUCAGCAACUGCAACUGACCAGAAGACAAUGGCACUAAAAUAAUCUAUAGUGUUAUUAGCUUCCACCAUAACUCCUCUGAAUGAAGCGAAACAGGACGUUUUUUAGGCUUAAGCAGAACUUUAGCAAGCCAAAAUUAAACUUUAGUUAGACUUAGGUAUUAUCUUGUUUAUUUUGGCUUUCAGAGUGCGACAAGCUGAAUCGCCUCCAGGUCUUUGAUUGGUUGGUUUGAAUUCCCAGCUCGUGUGCUGCUGUAUUCAGACAAGAUAUUAACAGUGAGAUGAGGCAAAAGAGUUAAUGGGUACUCAGCACAAGACAUGAUGGAUAAUGUUUCGCUGAUAACAAUAUUUUUUCUUUCAGGUUUAAAUGAAACAAAGAACCACAGGUUUACUCUCUUCUGUCUCACUUUGCUGUGUUACUGUUUUAUUUUGCUGGUAAAUCUUUCUCUUAUUGUGACCAUCAUCUUGGAUAAACACCUGCAUGAACCGAUGUAUAUUCUAUUGUGCACAUUUUGUGUGAAUGGACUUUAUGGGACAACAGGUUUCUACCCCAAGUUUCUCUGGGAUCUGCUCUCUCCUGUUCAUGCUAUCUCUUAUUCUGGAUGCCUUGUUCAGGCUCUGGUUAUGUAUUCAUACGCCUGCAGUGAUCUGUCUAUUCUAGCAGUCAUGGCAUAUGACAGAUAUGUGGCUAUAUGUCGACCUCUGGAGUAUCACUCGGUCAUGUCAAAGCAGAGACUCAUUAAGUUAGUCUGUUUCUCUUGGAUAACACCUUUUUUUAUUAUAGCCACAAAUAUUUUUCUAACAUCCAGAGUGAAGUUAUGCAGCCCAUAUAUUACCAGACUUUUUUGUGUGAACUGGGUUAUUGUUAAACUUGCUUGUUUCCCAGCACAAACCACCAUUAACGGCAUAGUUGCAUAUAUAACAAUAAUCAUUUAUGUCUUUCAAGGUGUUUUUAUAGUUUGGUCCUACAUGUAUCUCAUUAAAAUGUGUGUGAAUUCUUUGGACAACAGGGCAAAAUUCAUGCAAACAUGUGUGCCACAUUUAACCUCCUUACUCAUUUUUCUUGUCACUAUACUUUUCGAUGUGAUGAAUAUGCGAUUUGGAUCAAAGGAUUUACCUCAAACCUUUCAAAACUUUGUUGCAAUAGAAUUUCUGGUCAUACCUCCUCUUAUGAAUCCUUUGAUUUAUGGUUUCAAAUUGACCAAAAUUCGGAACAGAAUUCUGGGUGUUAUUACUUUUAAAAUUAAAUGAUUUUUCUCUUACAAGGUAGGGUAAGUCUAAUAUUCCUUCAAAAAUGCAUUUACUUUAAAUAUUUAUUGCACAAUUAUUAUCAAACCUUCUCUUAGUCUGCCUUUAUGCCAGAUUUUAUUAGACUGUGUGUUUUCUUUUGAAUUUGUAUUAUUAUUCUUUAUUCUUCUCCAUCUUUUAUGCAAAAACAAAUGCCAUAUUUCUUGCAUUGUAUAUGAACUCCUGUAUUCUGAAGUUUGAAUUAUAUUACAUUAACAUUUGCAUUUCUGUGUGUGAAUGUUCUUUAUUCUCAACAUUUAGGGUACUGAAAUCACGUGUUAUUCUUUACUCUGUACUCUGUAAUGGUACUGAUAAAUAUUGAUAAUUUAAAAUGUAUGCUUUCUAUUGGCUUUUUUAUUAUUUUAUUUAAUUAUAUACAUUUUGCCAACGAUCUAAGCAGUAAAGUGAUUCAUAUUGUUGAACAGUUGUUUACAUCUCAGAUCAUUUAUGCUCUAUGAUGUCACAAAAUGCACUCUGUGUGCUUCAGUGUCCCUUCACUGUUUGCUUGUAUGAAAUAAAUGGAAUGAAUCUUAAUCGCAUUAAAUGUUGUAUUUUUUAUGAACAUUUCAAUUUAUCAUAGAUUUGGAAUUAAAGAGCAAAAUGAGGCAAAACUCAUAAAUGAAAGGUGUUUUUUCAGAGCGGCAUGCAUGUGCUCCUCUGUCAACUAAAACCACACAAACUGCACUUUUGGUUUUAUUCUAGAGGCAACUAAGAACGAAUGUGUCUGCUCCAUAAAACGUGUCAUGUCACUUGUCACUGAUUAUUAACCACCGUUUUCAAUGCAAUUCAAUGUUAUAUCAUGUGGCUGAUGUAAAUUAUUUAUAAUGACUUAUACGGAGUACAAACAAUACUGUUGUGGUUGGCACACACAAUAAAUUAUGUUACUUUCUUAA
Dicentrarchus labrax (European seabass) is the source of this 2865-nucleotide messenger RNA. Its product is annotated as olfactory receptor 142-like. Gene Ontology annotation, biological process: G protein-coupled receptor signaling pathway. The record is from RefSeq and is a predicted model, not a curated record. Gene Ontology annotation, molecular function: G protein-coupled receptor activity; olfactory receptor activity. The transcript has a single exon. The coding region runs from base 1004 to 1936 and encodes 310 amino acids. Gene Ontology annotation, cellular component: membrane. NCBI's taxonomy places the organism in Eukaryota, Metazoa, Chordata, Actinopteri, Moronidae.